GCCUCGUCCACAACGCCAGGGGUAUUGGCAGCAAACUCUCCUGAUUAAGCCACCGCCUUGAAGGAGGUGGAGCCAGCCUUUCUGUUCCUAAUCACCUGGCUGGAUAUUUAGGGGAAGUACUGGACACAAUCUGAGACCCACACUGUUGGUGAACAUGGCAGCUGUCCUCUGGCGGAAGCUGCUCAGAAGAAUCUGCGACCGUCGAACAUAUUUAAAACCCAGUGGGUAUGGUGAAGUGAGAAACCCUGAAAAAAAGGUAAAGGGAGUUAAUAACAAGCAAGGUGCAAGGUAUGGCCAGACCACCUUCUGCUUGUCCAAGGAUGCCUCUGGGUUAGUGGACUAUAAAAUUAAUUCUAACCCAGCAGCUUACAGCAGCACCAAAAGGAGGCCAAAGCAGAAUGUUUCCAAUGAGCUGGAUGAUUACAGUGAUGAUUUGUCCCUUUUACCGGAAAAUAUUCCAUCCAACGUGGGAAUUAAACGAGUGUGUAACACCUAUACAGUGACAUGCUCUCGCCGCCUGUCCAGUGUCAGGAACACUCUGCUGGAACUGGCCAACAAUAAAUCUGAUGAGCUGCAGUACACCGCUGGUCAGUGGCCUGCCAACUCAAAGCAGAAGCAGGACAUGGACAUUGUAGAGAUCUACGACACGAAAGAGGACCCUCGUGGCUUUCAGAAACUUAGGGAUGCUUACAAGGAUCUCUGUUUUGACAGCUCAGAGCAGAGUGAGUCACUAUCUGUGGAAGAGGGCCAGAAGAUUCUGCGUGAUGUCUCCUUCCUGAAGAGUAGCCUGACCCCAGAGAAUAUUGUGGAUUUUUUCUGUCGGCUCAGCAGGCUGCCAGGUGAACAGCAAACAGCGGUAAAGGCAGAUUCUCGGUUUGCAAUGCUCUGCCGGUACAGCGUCGACAACCGGGCUGCAUUCGCGUUGCCGGAGCUCCUCCAGCUUUUCGAAGCCGUGGUCCGCCUUCGGGUUUCCUCACCCCACACGCUGCUGAAGAGCUAUGAGUCAGAGUUCUGCCACCGUGUGUGGGACAUGGGGUUCAACCAGCUCCUGUUGGUGGCUGACCUGUGGCGCUGUCUGGGACGUGGAGCACCGCACUACAUGGAGAUCCUGCUCAGCUAUACAGCGCUGCGGUGGAAGGAGCUGACCAUGCCACAGCUUGUCCAACUCCUGUACGUGAUCGGGGAGAACCGCCGGGCCCCUCAUGAGCUGAUGCAGAAGCUGGAGACGCUACUCUCCGCACACUUGGAGCAGAUGAACCUGGAGGAAGUAGGAGCCGUCUGCCUUGGUUUCUUCAAGUCCAAGAAUGGGCUUUCUGAGCAGCUGAUGAAACAGAUUGGUGACAAGGUGGCCACAAGGAUGGGCGACAUUAGCAAUUACAGCUUGGUAAACGUGAUGAAAAUGUUCCGUUACACCCAUGUGGAUCACUUGCCUUUCCUACAGCGGCUAGGAGAAGUGGUGCCACAAAGGAUUCCCAGCAUCGGCACACAAGGAGUCAUGCACAUCGUGCUGGCGUGUGCGUCCCUACACUUCCGGGAAGAGCGCCUCCUGGAGGCCGCCGCCUCCAAGCUCCCCUCCAAAGUGCACUACUGCAGGAGCAAAGACAUCGCCAAGUACCUGUGGACUUUCUCCAGUUUGAACUACGAGCCGGAGAACGCUGAGGUCUUCUUCUCCAGCCUGACCGAGCAGAUGCACCGCAAAAUGCACGAGUUCCAGCGCUUCCCGGAGCACUUCCUCACCAGCCUGCUGGGCCUGGCUUUUACCGGGAGGUUCUCCCACCAUCUCAUCGACUUUGCUCUGAGCCCACCGUUUGUCCAGCUAGCGACCAUAGAGAGUCCCUUCGAAUUGAAGAAAGAUCUCUUCACGCUGGAUGGGACAGUGGCUAUCGAGUGCCACGAUUACAGUGGGCACCGCCUCCCCCUUCACUUGCAGCAGGAGGUGUCACAAAUGCUGUGGGAUUUCGCCAAGCAGGACAUCUGCGUGAAGCCAGAGGUACUGGAAGCCGCUGGGCUGCUGCAGGUCAUGCUGGGCGGCCCGCAGUUUGUCAAGAACCAUCUGAUACUGCCUCACACCAGGUCGGCUGAUCUCGAGGUGCACUUUGACGCCUCCGGCCAGCCGCUGCCACUUAACCUGGAAGCACUGAGCGAAAAGGCACAGAAACUCGAGUUCAAAUUCAGCGGCGUUCCUGUCACAGGCAAAUUAAUUUCCCAACUUGCAAAAUGCAGAGCUGGCAGCUCAACAUUAAAAGGUCAGCCUGACCAUGUGGCUGAGAGAAAAGCUGUAAGGACCACACAAAAUGUGCUCAGAACAGGGGUUGAAGGUGGUGUUCAUUCAGGGUUGAAUCUAAAGCUGUUUCAAAGUGGAGUGCCCCUAACAGAUGGUCUUUUAAACUCAUUAACUAAUACAAAAAUUCCGAUAGAGAAAGCUGCCAGCCAGCCUCAGGGCACAUCAGAGAUUAGAAAACUCGCUAUUCAGGUAUCCAACCGCAAUCAGUACUGCUACGGUACCCACAUUCUCCUGGGGUUACACAGUAUGAAGAGGAGACAGCUAGUUAAAGCUGGCUAUGUGGUGGUAGAACUGCCCCACUGGGAAUGGUUCCCAUUACUCAAACGAACUCGAUCCGAGAAACUGUCCUACUUGCACCAGAAACUCUACAGUUCACUGGAUUGAAUUAGAGGGGGUGCCUUCCAGAGAGAGGACUUGUCUUUUUUAAAGCUAUAUUUAAUUGCUGAAUUUAAUACAAUAAAAACAGUCUACAGUACUGGUUUUCCAUCAAACUCAAACUGAUUUGUGAUGAAAUAUUUGCUAUUUGGGAGCUGAUGCCAGAAGCUGUAUUUGAAUUGCACAAUUGAAUUUAGUCAGUCUGCUAAUUGAGUUAUAGAUGUAAAUAAUUAGCUGUUUGGUUCCAAUAAAAAA
This is a messenger RNA of Stegostoma tigrinum, 2914 nucleotides long. RefSeq names its product FAST kinase domain-containing protein 5, mitochondrial (gene fastkd5). Gene Ontology annotation, cellular component: ribonucleoprotein granule; mitochondrial matrix. Gene Ontology annotation, biological process: regulation of mitochondrial mRNA stability; mitochondrial RNA processing. The transcript has 2 exons. The record is from RefSeq and is a predicted model, not a curated record. Lineage: Eukaryota; Metazoa; Chordata; Chondrichthyes; Orectolobiformes; Stegostomatidae. Gene Ontology annotation, molecular function: RNA binding. Bases 155 to 2668 code for a protein of 837 amino acids.